This is a messenger RNA of Xylona heveae TC161, 4062 nucleotides long. RefSeq lists its product as hypothetical. NCBI's taxonomy places the organism in Eukaryota, Fungi, Ascomycota, Xylonomycetes, Xylonales, Xylonaceae. The transcript has 4 exons. The record is from RefSeq and is a predicted model, not a curated record. Bases 1 to 4062 code for a protein of 1353 amino acids.
AUGGCCAGGCCGGAUAGCCGCCUCGGCACAGGAACAUUCCAGAUGAACGGUCUGACCAACUGGCUCAAGCCGUCUGUCGAUGAGCAGUUCGAGUCUAUCCUGCCCUGGUUACGGAAAAAAGUUCUCAAUCGUUCGACUGCUGCUCGUCAGCCCCCAGCUCCUUGGAGUUAUACUAGCGACAAUUUACGCUAUGCCUCGGUCAAGCCUCAAACGUUGCAGAUUGUAAAGAUCUUAUCAUCCAACCGUAUCUGUAAGGUUUUACUCUCGGAUUCCUUCUCGACUAUUGAGGCUAUUAUUGCUGCUCAGCCGCCGUCGAGGAAUCCCACUGUUACUGUCGCGAGCAUUGGCGGACUCAUCAGCAUUUCACGCUACGAGCUCGUUUUUCAUACGUUUGACUCAGUUUAUCCUGUAGACAUUUCGCUCUUCGUUCAGGAAUCGGAGCUGUCCGGUUCCGAACGCUUUCAUUGCCUUGGGCAUCCCAAGCCUCUAGCCAUGGCUGGGGGCACGGAGGCAUUUUCUGACACUCCGAAAGCGGCAACUUCAGUGCUCAAUCUGGGUACGAAAUCCCCACAAGAGAAUAAGCACUUCUCAACUCAAGGUGAUGAGGUUUUAUCCCAUAUCGAGAAUUCGUUGAAUAUUGCUACUCAGCCUCCCUUUGUGGGAAUGCAAUCAGAUGCAUCGAAAUCAGCAAUUUCUCCAUAUACGCCUUCCAAUCGCUCAACCCCCCCUCUCCCUACGACUCCAACAAGUCUUCUUUCAGGCCGCACCUCAAAACGUCUCAAGGCCGUUCCAUCGUUGAUGACAAGAAAGUCGGCCAAUACGACUGAGGAUCUCAUGGGUCUCGUAGGUAGCAAGAAAGCUCCUACAGGAUCCUGGUCGAGAUUGGAGCCGGGCCCUGCCCAGGCCUCCUAUAACGAAGGCAGCGCUCAUUUCUCCAUGCCGCAAGCAAAGCGAGCAGUGGACAGUCUUUGUGGAACCAUUAGUCACAGCGAGGAUGCUCAGCCAAAGCACGUCUCUGGAACUUCCCCUAAGACCGUUCAUAUCAAAGAAGAACCGGUCUCCCCGCUGAUGGAAUCUCAAAAUUUCUUGUCUGGACGAGACUCUCUUCUAGUGAAUGGACUUUCAGCGCAAGACUCCAGCGAGCUUCAACUUAAUGCUGAACUCCUGCAGCAUUAUGCCUCUGAACAAGGAGAAAAUACCGAUUCAGGCAUUUGGAAGGGAAUGGAAUCGGUGCUUCGCCGAGAUGUUGAUAUUCCCAAGGAUCAGAGGAAAGUGCUUGACGGGGAAUAUUCUUGGCUUCCUCCAGAGCCUGGAACCGAUGAACCGAUGGUGCCUUUACCUAGCCAUAUUCUUCGAUGGCUUGACGAAAAAGCCGACGACGCUGCGAGCGAGGCUACUAUUCUCGAAAAGGAACAAGUUCCAAAACCUGAUGAUCUAAGACUGUCUUCUUCAUCGCCUCUGCCUGAGCGAAAUGAGACAGAUGAGAACGUCGACGUCGGUAGUCCCGUAACGAACUGGUCUUUGAGUCCUUUACAUCACAGACGUGAUUAUUUACCUCCCGACAGCAGCGCCGAAGUGAUGAGAGAUCGAUCCAUCGGAAAAGUUUCGAGGACUAAGAGGCAAAGGUCACUUUCAAUGGAUGAGGACAUUCCUUUAUCAAAGAAGAACAAGGUUCUAAACAGCGUUACACGGAUGAACCACAGCUCCCCGUCAGUUUCGCCGUCACCGUCACAUGAUCGUGGCAUGAUCAAACAUAGAGAACGCAACGCAAGAGGCACCGAUACGUUGGCCCAACAGGGUGAUUGCCUAGAUGCCUUGCAGCAGUCUCAGGAAGAUCUCGUUCAUGACACACAGCCAUCUUCCGAGACGCAACUGAAUGUUGGCAAGUCUCCCAACAAGGAAAUCCCCGAAGCCAGGCGGUCCCAAAUCUCUCCGCCUCCAGUUUAUGAGCUGCCCAUUUUCAUUCGUGGUUACUAUAAUUCAACUCCAAUGAUGCCAACCGAUGAGUCAGACCUCGAUUCUGAUGAGGAGUCCGAGCCGGAGCUUCAUACAUAUUAUCAUCCGACGGCAACUGGAAAAGGAGAGAGUGGGAAAACCGGACAAAGUAACAGGCAGAGCCCACUUCCUUUUGCCGAAUCCGAAAAUUCUUACUUACAGGUGCACCGGACACCUUAUCAAAAUAAAAUUGUUUCAGAUCCACCCAACCACAUGACGGCAAAGGUUUCUUCAGAAGUUCGGGAAGUGGGAUCCAACGACACAUUUGUUUCAGGAACUUUCGAAGAAGGCAGGACUGAGCCCCAAAAUGGGGAAUUCAAGUCCGGUACUCAGCUGAGCACCGGUAGUUACAUUCAGGACGCAGCCGGGAAAAUUGUCUCGCAAAGCUUGUUUGUGUCCCCUGCUCAAGCCUCUGAAGCAUCUAUUUGCCCGCAAAAUGGCAACAAUGAUGAUAUUCCUCUGGACGCCGAAGAUUCAGGCAGCCGAAAUAUCCAAUCCGCUCGCCAUGCAUCUAGUGAUUCUCCGGCUGCUGGCCCGAAUGCUGAGGCGUGCCUUGGGAAAGAGACUAAAUUUAACUUUAGCCAAGAAGAUCGGCACGUUGCCAAUUUAUCUGAGAGAUUGAAGCAGCACAGGAGAGACUUUAUGAAAAAGAGAGCCGGAUCGCAGAGCGCCCACUCGUCACUCCGUACACCAGUUGAUCAGCAGAGACUAGAGCCUGAAUCUCGUCGUCCAUCGCAGAAUGGAAAAGCAGAGCAAGAAAUCUCCAGGUUCAACUCAGAUCCUUCUAUUGCAGGAGCGGCCUCGAUUCGAUCAUCACCCAAGAAUGGGAAUCUGCGCCGAGUGGUUGGUACACCACCCUCAUCCCAGAAAAUAGAGGAUGCAAACGCUCCAAUGAGAAAUACACCUGGGAGCUCUAGCCAUGCUGAUGGAGUCAGUGACGACAACCGGCAACAGCCUUUGAGGCAGGAGCUCUGCCAGAUUUUCCCUGGCACAAAUAGUCCUCUGGAGCUCUUCCAGCACUUCCGAAACGCGUAUCCUGAAUAUCAAGGAAGUUUCAAACACUUCUCUGGUGUUUGUAAUCGUAUCCACCAACUUACGGCCCAAGGCCAGCUCUUCCCUCAAUGCUUAUGGGACGAUUUUAUUGUCCGGCAUAACACGGAAUAUCGCUCGUACCUAGCUGAGUGCCACAGCAACUUUGUCGAUCCAGACAAGUAUGAGUCAUAUUAUCAGAAUAUCACCAGUAUCCGCUAUACUGGUAACAUAAUCACACGUCAAACUUUGAAAUUGGCGUUACGAACGGCUUCGAGCUCAAGCUCAACCGGAGACUCUAAAGACCGUCGAUCUUCUGGUUCGACCUAUGAGGAUGCGUUGACGGCACGGACUGUCUCAUAUUCGUCCAGCGUUCCAAUUCUUAACGAAGAACAUCAAGGAAGCCGGGUAUCUAGCCGGCGCUCUGAACAUCCACGUUGUUCUAGCCGACCAAGACCGUCUUCUCAACCUCCUCAAACAAAUCGUCAGUCUGAGGACCGCCCAUUGCCUCUCGACGCAGUCGUUUCAUCCCAGGCGUCACGCAAACGAUUGAAUACGGAACACUUGCCAUCCGAUCGGCCCCAUAAAAAGGCCAAGUCCAUUCCCAAGACUUCGCAGCCUACUCACGUAAACGUUGAACACUUUCCCGGAUCCAGUCAGAGCAACAAGUCUCGUCGAUCGAGUAAAUCAACCGCUCACUCUCCUCGUCACACUUCUAGUCGGCCUAGUUCUCGUUUGAGUCAGGGUCGCUCUAAAUCGCCGAUUACUACUACUGCUGCUGCUGCUGCUGCUGCUGCUCCUGUACAGUCAGCCAGAGAACGGUCAUACCACUCUGCGAGAGCCGCAGAUCCGCAUCGAUCCUCCGCACCGCUCGUUUCAAGUGCUCCUGCGCCUCAAUCUGGCUGGUGGCAAGACACUAACACGCCGUUCAAAAUGUUCGCACGCGCCUACACUAGUCUCAAGUCUGUCAAUGGGGCAAUUGCGGACGUUGACGACAAAGCAACCCGUCCGAUCAAUGUUUUGGAGUGGGAACUCUGA